UUUCCAUCUGUCUUCAUGCAAGGACGUAAUUUCAUUCCUCUUUAUGGGGACAAGUACUCCACUGCGUAUAGGAUACGGGGACUUUGGCGAUGAUUUUAACCUGGAGGAUGCGCUGAAAGAAACUUCCUCAGUAAAACAGAGAUGGGAUCACUUCACGACAACCAGGAAGCCAGGAACAACCAGAGCUCCAGCGCACCCUGCAGGUCCCACCGAAGUUAACGAUUUUGACUUGACUGAUGCUUUGGGUGAUCGCGAUGAUGGCCGCAAGAAGCCAAGUGCAGGAGGAAGAGAGAGAUGGGACCAUGUCACCACGACUACAACCAGGAGGCCAGGAACAACCAGAGCCCCAGCAAAUCCUGACGUCAAUGACUUUGACUUGGCGGAUGCCUUGGAUGAUCGAAAUGACCAGGAUGAUGGCCGCAGGAAACCCAGUGCAGGAGGAGGAGGAGGUUUCUCAGACAAGGAUCUUGAAGACAUUGUAGGUGGUGGUGGAUACAAACCUGAUAAGAAUAAAGGUGACGGUGGAUACGGCAGCAGUGACGACCCUGGAUCCGGCAUGUCGGCGGAGACUGGCACCAUUGCUGGUGUGGCCAGUGCCCUGGCUAUGGCCCUGAUUGGUGCUGUGUCCAGCUACAUCUACCAGCAGAAGAAGUUCUGCUUCAGCAUUCAACGCCCUUGGGGCAUCACCUUCGCCAGGGGCCUUCCUGCGUCAGCCCUGUGGCCACCCAGCAGCGUGCUGUCUCGUUGCUGCCCAGCGCCCCCUGUGGUCUCCGCUAGAGCUGCAGGGACCUGA
Messenger RNA from Castor canadensis (American beaver), 793 nucleotides. Lineage: Eukaryota; Metazoa; Chordata; Mammalia; Rodentia; Castoridae. The record is from RefSeq and is a predicted model, not a curated record.